AUGGACGGCGGAGGACUACAGCUGCUUCCUUCGGCUGGACCGUCCCCGCCAUUCGUCGCGGGCCCUAGGAGGGCUAUCAGCUCGGCUUCGACGUAUGCUAGGCCGCGCCCAGGGCCAAGGCCUCCGCGCCCAUUUCACUGCGGCGGCCCCGGCGUUCGGUCCUCUGCAGCGACAACCUCCUUAUCGCACCUUCCCAGCGGACCAACGGCCGGGGGACUCAGCUUCCAGGACUUCGAUCUCGGCACGUUUCUCGGCACACAUCUUUCCGAUCUCAACGGCGGAUCAGCACCGUCGGUGGGCGGCGGCUUCGACGAUGGCAGUUUUGGCUCGUCGUUCGGCGGCGGGUCCUCGAGUCCGGCAGGGUCGAGAAACGGCGGGGGCGGUGCGAAUGGCGGAUCCGGCGGGGCCCCUGGCGGGAAUGGCUUCAACGGCGGAGGCGCAGGCGGCAGCGGCAGCGGCGGUAGCGGGGGCGACGGCCAGGAUGCGGACAGGGCCAAGAAGGUGAAUCCGCUGGUCGACCUGAUGGAGAGCGAGUCGGCUUACGUCUCGGAGCUGAGCAAGAUCAUCAAGACGGUGGCGGCCGCCUGGAGCAGAGCCAACUUCCCGCCGCCGGAGCUCGAUGCCAUGUUCCGGUGCACCGAGGCCAUCUACCGGGUCAAUCGGUCGUUCCUCAAGGCGCUCAAGGAGAUCGGUCCCAACCCGUCUUCGCCCAAGGCGCUCGGCGACCUGCUGAUGCGCUGGAUCGACGACCUCGAGGCGCCCUACACCCGGUUCUGCGAAAGCUACCUCGCCGACUUUGACUCGUGGCCCAAGGUGCAGAGCAACCCGAGGCUGGCCGAGCUGCUCGGCGAGAUUUCGGGCGCCACCAAGGCCGACGGCACACCGGUGGUGUUCUCGGACCGGAGGCGCGACCCGAACGAGCCCUGGACGCUCGACAUGCUGUUUGCGCUGCCCCACAUCCGGCUCAAGUACUACAAGAAGCUCUACUCGCGCUUGCUGAAGAGCACGCAGCCGGGCCGCAGCGACCACAAGCUGCUGGUGGGCGCCAACGCCAAGCUCGACGACCUGCUCGACAAGUCAAAGCGGCGCCUGGCCAUGUCUGUGCUCGACGAGGCCGGCGGCGGCCGCGGCAGCCUCGAUGGAUCCCUCUCGGAGAGCAACACCACCGCCGAGACCUCGCCCCGUGGCAGAGGCUCUUCGGCCACUUCGGCGUCUGAGGGCAACGGUCCGCUUUCGCCCUCGCACAAGCCCUUCGCGUUCGCAUCGAAAGGCCUGAGUCCCGCCGGCAGCCCCAGCAGUGGGGCCCUUCGCCACGUCGGUGACACCGGUCCGCCGACGCCGCUCGCCGCCGAACGGCGCCUCGAGGGUGGCUCGACGUCCGCAUCGCCGAGCCGCCCGGACUUCUCGCGGCACAACAGCUCUGAGGCGGCGAGCUCGGUCGACGCAGUGACGUCGCAGGUGCGCAGCAUGGCCGGUCCAUCGAAGACGGACUCGAUGUCGCAGCCCAUCGAGGCCCUCGAGGGCCGCCUCGACACGAGCCGCACCCUCGACAUCUUCACCAUGAAGCCCAAAAAGUGCCAGCUGCAGAUGCGGCCGCCAAACCUGCCGUUUGAGCGGUCGCUCCGCAAAUCGGCCGACGUCGUCAUCCACCUGACGCCGUCGAGUGGUGGCGGCGAGAUCGCCAUCCGCCGCGCCCACAUCUUCCUGCUCACCGACCUCUUCCUCGUCUGCGAGAGGAUGACGCCGAGCGAGCGCGCCGAGCGGUCCUCGGGGCCCGGGCCCAGCCCAGACAUGUGGCUUCUCUAUCCUCCGUUGGCCGGCAAGCACCUCCGCGUGGCCGACUUGGGCGGUCAGGGCAACGUGCUGGCCAUCACCAUCCUCAAAAAGGAGCGCCUGAUUGUCUCGACCGAGUCUCGCGAGGCCAAGGAAGACUGGAUUUCUCACCUCGAAGAGUGUCAGAGGUUCGCCGGGAGCAUGGGGCUCAAGGUCAAGACCAGCAGCAGCCUUGCUCCGAUCGCAAACGGAGCCACCGGUAGCGCCCUGCCCAGCCCUGCGCUCUCACCCUCGAUCUCGGUCACGCCUUCGACGCAAGAGGGUCCCACCAACGGGCAGCCUCCGCCGCCCAACAUCAACGUGCCCGCCUCGCCCCACUCUCCCGUCGCAUCCGGCCUCGGGCGGCACACUUCGUUCAACUCGGUGGCGUCGUUCCCCAAGGAAGCUCCCAGCGGCUCGCCCGACCUCCGCAUCCCUCCGCUCAACAGUCCGGGCUCGUACGGCUCGCCUCGUUCGCCCUCGCCUUCGCAGUUUGCCGGCCCCUCCCCUUCCUACUCGGCAUUUGGAGCGAGGCCGUCGGGACCCCUACCCGGGGGCUCUGCGAUCCGCCCAGCUGGCCUCAUGUCCCCCACGCCGACGCUAUCGCCAGACAACAGUCCCAACUUUGGACCCACGAGGCUGGGCCAGGGCCCCAACGGACCGGUCGGACCCGGCGGCUACCCCAGCAUGGGUCGUCCGCCGAUGAUGGCCAACGCACCCAACGGCAUGGCAGGGCCGCCGCCGCCGCGACCCCCUUACGGACCGGGACCACCGCCGCAGCACGCCAACGGCACCAGCCCUCGCGGCGGUCCAAGCCCGACCCCCGGAGGUCGAGCAGGGAUGCCCAACGGCUCCAUGAUGCGCCCGCCGCCGCCACCCCCUCCGCCUGCGGAUGGCAAGGGUUGGAGUCCAUCCCCCGGGCUGGGGGCUCCCCCCGGUCACUCGCGCGAGCCGCUGCGUCGACCCUCGGCGCCCAACCUGCGCGACGCCAGCCGCGCAUCGUCAUCCAACGGGCACUCGGACGAUGGCGCCGAGCAUUCGCGGUCGUUUGGACGCUCGCGGUCGGUGUCGAGCUUCGGAUCGUCUUCGGCGCCAAGGCUGCCGUCCGAGAUGAUGAAGACCGGCAUGCCGACGCCCAAUGGGGGCGAGGACCCGUCGCCGCCAUCGAGCCCGACGCGCAAGAACCGCGGGCCGACGCGUAGCACGGUCUCGGCGCAGAUGCGGUGCAAGAUCUACCUCAAGCAAAGCCAUGCCCAGUGGAAGUCGCUCGGCAACGCCCGGCUCAAGCUCUACCACAUCCUGCCCGACGACUACAAGCAGCUGGUGGUCGAAAACGAUCGCAAGACGCUCAUCUCGACGAUUGUGCUCUCGGACGGCGUCGAGCGCGUGGGCAAGGUGGGCGUCGCCGUCGAGCUCUCGGACCAGGGCAACCGCACGGGGAUCGUCUACAUGCUCCAGAUGCGGAGCGAGGAGUCGGCCGGAGGCCUGUUUGGGCAGCUGCUCGAGGGCAGCGACCGCACGGCGCUGCAGACGCAGAUGCGCUGA
Messenger RNA from Pseudozyma flocculosa PF-1, 3357 nucleotides. RefSeq lists its product as uncharacterized. NCBI's taxonomy places the organism in Eukaryota, Fungi, Basidiomycota, Ustilaginomycetes, Ustilaginales, Ustilaginaceae. Gene Ontology annotation, molecular function: guanyl-nucleotide exchange factor activity. The transcript has 2 exons. The coding region runs from base 1 to 3357 and encodes 1118 amino acids. The record is from RefSeq and is a predicted model, not a curated record.